This is a messenger RNA of Cheilinus undulatus (humphead wrasse), 1819 nucleotides long. It is a transcript of the gene dram2b, whose product is annotated as DNA-damage regulated autophagy modulator 2b. The record is from RefSeq and is a predicted model, not a curated record. The transcript is spliced from 8 exons. Gene Ontology annotation, biological process: photoreceptor cell maintenance; regulation of autophagy. Bases 242 to 1051 code for a protein of 269 amino acids. Lineage: Eukaryota; Metazoa; Chordata; Actinopteri; Labriformes; Labridae. Gene Ontology annotation, cellular component: lysosome.
GAACCACGGAACUACUUGAGCUCCUCUGAGCCAACUUUUGAGCUUUGUUUUUAAAUGGAAGUGCGGCAAAAGACUACAGCAGCACGCCGAGGAUUAUGAACGUUUUACGGAGUAAGUGAACACUAGAGUCCGGUCCGAAAACUGUAUUUAAGGACGGAAGUCACUGUUGAAGACUGUGGCCACUGGAGAUACAGAUAACGACGGAGUGAACCAGGAGGACGCGCUCUCAGAGGGAGGAGCCAUGUGGUGGUUCCAGCAGGGUCUGUGCAUCCUGCCCGUUGCUCUGGUCAUCUGGACAGCAGCGUCCUUCAUCUUUGCUUACAUCACAGCCGUGGUGCUGAGACAUGUGGAUCCCCUGCUGCCGUACAUCAGUGAUACAGGAACCAUGCCUCCAGAGAGAUGUGUGUUUGGCAUCAUGCUGGAUAUUUCAGCGUUUUUAGGCAUGGCCACCGUCUACGUGCGUUACAAGCAGGUGGAGGCUCUGAUUGAUGAUGAGGACGUCAAACAAAGGAGACUUAACCUUUCCGGCUUGCUGCUCGGCUUCAUCAGCUCCUUCGGGAUGUGUGUGGUUGCAAACUUCCAGAAGACCACGCUGUUCUCCAUGCACCUGGUGGGGGCCGUGUUGACCUUCGGGGUGGGGGCUCUCUACAUCCUGGUCCAGACGCUGCUGUCGCUUUACAUGCAGCCUCGAGUCCACAGUAAGACCACCUACGUGGUCCGGCUAUGUAUCGGAGUGUGGACUUUUACCAGCAUCAUCAGCAUGUUUGUAUCAUCGGUCAUCAUGUACACCAGCCUGAGAGGAGUAGACGUUCCUCAGAAGCUUCACUGGACUCCUGGAGAGACGGGCUACACGGCUCACAUCAUCAGCACAGUGUCUGAGUGGUCGCUGGCCUUCUCCUUCAUCAUGUUCUUCCUCACCUACAUCAGAGACUUCCAGAAAAUCGACUUGCGAGCAGAGGCAGUUUUACAGAGCAGUCACCUGUACGACCUGCCGCCGGGUCACAAACGUGAAUCCUCCGAAUCGUCUCCACUGCUGGGAGGAGGGACAUGACGAGGAGCACUACCAAAGAUUUUAAGCUGGUUUUACCUUUCUAUUAAUCAUUUUUAUACUAAAAUACUCUUAAUCACAGUGUUGCAGCUCUUAAAGGAGCAGUACAUCUGAAUAUUUUUACUUUUUACAUGUUUGUUAGAUACCUCCCUACUUGUGCAGUGGGAUUUAAUUUGAGCCUUCAAUAUUAUUCAAACACUUAUUUCUUAUCAUUAUUUCAAAGUUCCUAAUCAGUUCUACAGGAGGCAAAAAUAGUCAAAUCUGCAAAUGUUAACCAAAACUUGAAAGGAAGAAGAGAUUCUGCGUUGAUUUUUUCCAAAAAUGGGUGAAAUGACCCUUUAAAUGCAUAUCUGUUUUGAUGCAUUGUACUUUUCCCCUAAGCCGUAAAAGCUCCAGUAAUUUUUCCCUCUUCGGUGCUGCAUGUAACAAUUUAUACUUGAAAUUAAUCUUCAACUCUUCUACUGUGUUGUUCUUAGUUUUAAUAUGAGCCCACUGAAAAGUUUAGAGUCCAGCAGGAGUGUUAGAAAUGUUUAAAACUAUUAUUUUUAGAUCAUAGUGUUAAAGUUUAAUGAAAAGAGACUUCUGCAAAGUUUAAGAAUCAAUCUAUGCACAGACAACAGCAUAGUUUAGUAUUUUCAUAUAUUUCUAACAUCGUGUGUACAUAAAUCAUGUUCUAAUAAAGAUUUAUCUCCUGUUUGUAGCUCUGAGCUCUGAAUGUGUUACAUCUAUUAAAUAAAAACAGGGUAUAUGCAGAAAAUCUGACAUUAAACU